Maylandia zebra (zebra mbuna) is the source of this 1377-nucleotide messenger RNA. It is a transcript of the gene best4, whose product is annotated as bestrophin 4. The record is from RefSeq and is a predicted model, not a curated record. Gene Ontology annotation, molecular function: chloride channel activity. NCBI's taxonomy places the organism in Eukaryota, Metazoa, Chordata, Actinopteri, Cichliformes, Cichlidae.
AUGACAGUUUCCUACAGUCUUGAGGUGGCCAAUGCCAGGUUUGCUGGCUUUUCCAGGCUCCUGUUCAGGUGGAAGGGAAGCAUCUACAGGCUGCUCUACAAGGAGUUACUGGUGUUUUGUAGUGUUUAUUUGUUUUUCAGUUUGUUUUACAGGUUUCUCCUCACACGGAGGCAGCAGGAUCUGUUUGAGCGUAUCGCCCUUUACUGUGAUCAGUUCACCAACACCAACUACAUCCCUGUUUUGUUUGUGCUUGGUUUCUAUGUGACCUUGGCCUUUAAUAGGUGGUGGGGUCAGUACACCAGCUUCCCACUGCCUGACAACCUGAUGAUGGUGGUGUCUGGGAACGUCCACGGGACUGAUGAGAAGGGCCGUCUGCUGAGACGAACCCUCAUGAGAUAUGCCAAUUUAUCUUCAGUCCUUAUUCUCCGCUCCAUUAGCACAAGAGUUCACAAGCGGUUCCCAACUUUGGACCACAUUGUGGAGGCUGGAUUUAUGACCUUGGAGGAGCUGAAAAAGUUUGAGUCACUGCACUCUGACUUCAACAAGUACUGGAUGCCUCUGACGUGGUUUUCAAACCUGGCGUCCAGAGCGAGAGAGGAGGGCCGAGUGAGGGACGACAUAGCUCUGAGGCUGCUGAUGGAUGAACUCAAUAACUACAGAGCAAAGUGCAGUCUGCUGUUCCACUACGACUGGAUAAGCAUCCCUCUGGUCUACACUCAGGUAGUAACUAUUGCAGUUUACUCAUUUUUUGGCUUCUGUGUGAUUGGCCGACAAUUCCUGAAUCCCGAGAAAGGUUACAAGGACCACAGACUGGACUUGUACGUCCCUGUUUUUACCCUGCUGCAGUUCUUCUUUUACACUGGCUGGCUCAAGGUGGGAGAGCUGAUCAUCAAUCCAUUUGGCGAAGAUGAUGAUGACUUUGAAACGAACCAGUUGAUUGACAGAAACUUUCAGGUGUCAAUGCUGGCUGUGGACGACAUGUACCAGAAUCUGGCUCCAAUGGUGAAGGACAAACACUGGAUGCAGAGACACUUCUCCAUCCCUUACACUCUGUCGACAGCAGCGGAGAGCCUCAGACCAGCAUUCAAAGGCUCCACUUAUGACAUGAGGAUGAGUGCUGAAGAUCUAGAGAUUCACCAGCCUGGAGGCACUCCUAUGAACAAACAGCAUUUGCACCUUCAGGGCUCUGUGAGUGAUGGGCUCAACAGCCUUCUGCAGUGGGGUAAAGGCAUCCUGCGCAGUGGGAGCCUCUCUUCUCUGAAGGAAGUCUCGUCAAACCCAAACGAGGCAGACGGGGAUGAUGAAAGGGAAAUAGAUGUGAUCACUCACAAAGAACAAGAAAGGGGACUAAUUAAAGUUUUAAUUGAACACAACUAA